Messenger RNA from Laccaria bicolor S238N-H82, 1209 nucleotides. RefSeq lists its product as uncharacterized. Lineage: Eukaryota; Fungi; Basidiomycota; Agaricomycetes; Agaricales; Hydnangiaceae. The coding region runs from base 28 to 732 and encodes 234 amino acids. The record is from RefSeq and is a predicted model, not a curated record. The transcript is spliced from 3 exons.
UCUCAAGAAAGCUCUCUCAAGAACACCAUGUUCGCUCUUCACCACCACAACAGAAUGAUUGUCCCCAGCAUGCCCCUCUCAGACGCCUCCUCCGACAUUCUCCUCCGCAGCCUGCCACAGCAAAAAUUCACUCCACGCCACGUCUACUUGCGCCAGCAGCAUACCGUACAAGUUAUAGAGCUCGUCGAGGGCCCACCACCCCCACCUCGUCGAAUCACCUCCGUCAUCAACGACUCCUCAGUUGCCGCCUCCUCUUCGUGCGACGAUUCUUCGUCAGAAGAUUCUGCGUCGCAGCUGUCAACUGAGGAACCAUCCUGUUCCUCCUAUUGCUCCUCGGACAUCCCACCAGAACAUCUAGAAUCAUCCCAAUCCCACGAGCAGACACGAGCAGAGUCGUCUACAGAAACGUACUCUGUCAGAAUGAAACGCAUCCUUGCGUGGCGCGAGAAUUUCUCCUCAUCCAUCGGCGCCACUUUCUCAGAACCCCACCUACCAUCAUCAUUGAAGCGCAAGCUCGCUUGUGAUGAGGAGGACGAUGAUAACGUAUCCCACACAUCCAAACGAUCACGUUCGCAGGCAUCUCAGGGGGCGGCUAGCGCAGUCUCGCUUGGGAUGCACUCCUGUCCUGCGUGCGACGCAUCUUUUUUUACUCAGCAAAGUCUGCGCCAACAUGGGCUAGAUGCCAAAGCCAACGAAGCUUGCUCCGUGGCCGUGGAAUACGCUUUCGAGUGAUCCACCCACCCUUCUUCCUUGCAUCGUUUUCUUCCUUGCAUCGUCUUCUUGUGAAGGCUACCAACACCGGGACUCUUCGCCCCUCUUCGCCCCCUCCCUUCUGCAUCGCCCACCUUAUGGCCGUUUACAUCUAUUUUACCUCAAAAGCCAUCCAUCCUGCACUAGGCUUUCGUGCUAAUCACCGCAAUUCGUCUUGGUCACAUCUGUACACAACACCAUCAUCACUUAGAACCCAGCAUUCUCAACUGCACCACCAAAAAGCAUCAUCAGCAUUUGUACUACCACACUCUUCAUCACACAACGCAUUAUCCCGACCACCAUUCACGCUGUUUUCUCGAAAACGCCUUUUUUACGAACCACCCCAAAUUUAUCAACUUCAUAUUACUUAUUCUUACCUAUAAUGUGGCAUCCAGCUACCGUAUAUAUACAUUCAAUCAAAACGUAACGCUCGAGCAUGCAAUGCACGCGAUUUUCGAA